UAUUUAAUAUUGAAAUGAUAGCUAAUUAAAUUAAUUUUUUUAUGAUCUAUUUAAAAAUCGAAUAAUUAUUUUAAAAAAAGCAUUUUAGCAUGAGAAUCACGAUCGCAGUUAUUUUAUCAAAUAUACUCUGUCUACAAUUCUACGAUGCUCAAGAGGCUUCAAGAACGCCCUAUAGACCAGCUUCUACAGCUAUUGCUACCCAUUUUGGUGGAACUAUCAAGAAUGUUCCUGGCUUAAAUGCCACUGCAGAUGCGGUGAGUUUAAGACAGGCUAUGAAAGGAAUAGGUACAAAUGAAGUAACUGUAGUUAAUGUCAUGACCGCUAGAUCUAAUUCGGAUAGACAAAUUAUCGCCAAAGUUUACAAGGACCUUUAUGGAAAAGAUUUGGGUUACAAGUUUAAAUGGGAAUUUUCUUUCCACGCAUUAGAGAUGCUGAAAGACCUGUUGGUGCCUCCGAUAGAUUACGAUGCUCAAAUUUUAUAUUCUUCCAUGAAAGGUGCUGGAACUGAUCUCGAUUCGAUGACUGGUGUGCUUUGUUCUAAAGAUAGCGGUCAAAUCAAGAAAAUUAAGGAAGCCUAUCAACGAAAAUACAAGAAAUCUCUUGAGACUGCCAUUAAAGGGGAUACUUCUGAGCCCGUUUGGAGUUUAUUCCAACAACUAAUCAACAGCGAAAGAGAAAACGCUAUAAAACCUGGCGAAGUUGAAAAAGAUGCUAAAGAAAUCAUGGCUACAGAUCUUAAGCAUUUAAAGCCCAACAACGCACUCUAUCGAGUUUUGACAACCAGAAGCAAGGAUCACAUUCAACAAGUACUCGCUGAAUACCAAAAGCUGACUAAUAAUCCAUUAAGAAGCAUAUUAGAUCAAGAUUUAUCCGGCGCUAUCACUAAUCAAGGCAAAGCGAUUAGGACUGUCAAAAAUUUACUUGAAUGCUACAAUUCUCCUCCAAAAUUCUAUGCCAAGCAAAUUAACGACGCUAUUAAAGGCGGAGGCACCAGCGACAAAAAAAUGUUUAGAACAUUGAUCGCUCGAAGUGAGAUAGAUUUGGAAGAUAUUAAGAAUGAAUUUAAGACCCUGACAUCACAAGAUUUACCAACGAGAUUGAAAAAAGAAUCUUCCGGGACAUAUCAGCGUCUACUAUUAGGAUUAUUGGAGGGAAACAGAAAAAUUAUACCUUAAAUUGAAGAUGAAGACUUUACUAUUUCUUUUUUACUAUCGAAUAAAUUUAUAACUUCUAAUCUGCAAAAUAUUUAUAAUUAUUAUUAUAAUAUAAUAUUUAAAUUAAUUUCUGUAUUAAAUAUCAGAUUGUUAAGUAUAUAUAUAUAUACAAUUAUAUAUAUAUUCUAUGCCCUGAUUAGUUUCUGAAUAAAAUUAAAUUCUAUA
This is a messenger RNA of Gordionus sp. m RMFG-2023, 1379 nucleotides long. Its product is annotated as annexin A4-like. The record is from RefSeq and is a predicted model, not a curated record. Bases 90 to 1175 code for a protein of 361 amino acids. The transcript is spliced from 11 exons. Gene Ontology annotation, molecular function: calcium-dependent phospholipid binding; calcium ion binding. Lineage: Eukaryota; Metazoa; Nematomorpha; Gordioida; Chordodea; Parachordodidae. Gene Ontology annotation, cellular component: cytoplasm.